This is a messenger RNA of Hyaloscypha bicolor E, 327 nucleotides long. RefSeq lists its product as uncharacterized. The record is from RefSeq and is a predicted model, not a curated record. The coding region runs from base 1 to 327 and encodes 108 amino acids. NCBI's taxonomy places the organism in Eukaryota, Fungi, Ascomycota, Leotiomycetes, Helotiales, Hyaloscyphaceae. The transcript has 4 exons.
AUGGCACAGGUGCCAAGCAGCGGUUCUUUUGCAGCUCGAGACAGGAAACGCCCGCCGGGUGGUUCCUUCCCGUCAGCCUUACUGCUCUCGAGGAGCACAACGCUGGGCGGCGCCCAAAGUGGUGCCAAGCUACCGGCCGAGUUCCCAGGAAAUUUCUUUGAACUGCAAAGUCCUUGGCAGCGACGCAUUGAGAAGACGUGGUCAAGCCACAAACGCUGUGGUACUUUCUUCUUGUUCGAAGGAUGGCUGUGCCUGGCCCCGCGGCUGAGCGUGGGGAAAUUUGGAGAGGUCGGAGGUUCGGAGGCAACCCCGAACUACUAUGACUAA